Sinocyclocheilus grahami is the source of this 789-nucleotide messenger RNA. Its product is annotated as proteasome subunit beta type-3-like. Lineage: Eukaryota; Metazoa; Chordata; Actinopteri; Cypriniformes; Cyprinidae. Gene Ontology annotation, cellular component: proteasome core complex; cytoplasm. The transcript is spliced from 6 exons. Bases 172 to 663 code for a protein of 163 amino acids. The record is from RefSeq and is a predicted model, not a curated record.
UAGGGACCGCGGCCGUCGGAAAUGACGUGAGCAGCAGGAACAACUAGCAGCGCUUGAAAGAAAGUGUGUAGUCACCGUGUGUAACCCGGUCUACAGCUUUAUUUUCAGCAUAACAUAAUCAAAUCUUAUCAAUAGUUCUCAUAUUGGUGCCUGCUUAUUACAUUUGCCAUCAUGUCUAUUAUGUCAUAUAAUGGAGGUGCCGUCAUGGCGAUGCGUGGAAAGGAAUGUGUGGCAAUAGCAUCAGACCGGAGGUUUGGCAUCCAGGCACAGCUGGUUACCACCGACUUCCAGAAAAUCUUCCCUAUGGGAGACAGACUCUACAUCGGGCUGGCUGGCCUUGCCACAGAUGUACAAACUGUAUCUCAAAGGCUGAAGUUCCGCUUGAACUUGUAUGAGCUGAAGGAAGGUCGUCAGAUCAAGCCGAAGACCUUCAUGAGCAUGGUGUCCAACCUUCUGUAUGAGAGGAGGUCGCACACCGGACGAGAAAUGCAGCGUUGCGUUCAUCGUCUCAUGAAGUCGGAGUCACAGGAUUUAUUUGAGACCAUCUCUCAGGCCAUGCUGAACGCUGUUGACAGAGAUGCAGUGUCUGGAAUGGGAGUCGUUGUUCAUGUCGUUGAGAAGGAUAAGAUAACCACACGUACCCUGAAGGCCAGGAUGGACUAAAGAAAAAUACUACUGCUGUUUCCUCUCCUACAACCCCAUUUUUUUUGUACUCCAAUAGAAUUUGCCUUGUUCCAUUUGUCAUCAUCAAAAUUGAAUUGUUCAAUAAACAUUUCUAAUAUUUACUCA